CCAGUGCUCCGAGCACCAGCAGGAGCUGAGGCUCUGCACACAGAACUCAGCCCUGGCUCCCCAGGGGAAGAAGCUAUUUCAGACUUAACUAAGGAAUCAUCUCACAUGUUUCAACAAUCCCUACAGUUUCUCUGUUUGUUUUAAAGAUAUCACUGAGAUUUUGUUUCAUUUGCAACGGGAGACUAAAUGACAGCAAGCAGAAUCUGCUGUUAGGUUAGAUUACAAGGACUCUGUGGGACCCAUAGACCAUGCAGGCACCAUCACUGCUCUGUUAUUUCUUGCUUGUCUCGCUGUGUGCCGAUUUUUGCCCAGCUGAAGGCGGUGCUGGCAGGAGGCAGAGGAGGAGGAGGAUGCACAGGGAGCUGGGGAGGAGCCCCUGGGCAAGGCACAGGAACCCGAGGGCACCCGGGAUGGAGGCCAGGAUCCCCCUCAUUAACAUCGAUGACAGCGUGAUGGGCGUGUUCGACUCCCUGGUGGGGCUGGGGGAACACGAGAGCACCUACAGUGUCUUACCAGGGAAGAAGGGGCAGUGCACAGCUAACGGGAUGAUCAUGUUCGACAAAGCCGUGUGGUCUCCCAAGCCCUGCGUCACCUGUCUCUGCUCCAAGGGAGAGGUGAUCUGUGACACAACCAUGUGUCACCCUCUGAAAUGUCCCCAAACCGUCAUUCCUGCAGGAGAAUGCUGCCCAGUGUGUUCUGAGACUGCCUCCUCGUUGGACUCCAGUGUAAUUUCACUGGAUGACGUCAGUGAAUUGUCUGGUGAUUCCCCAGACCCCAAGGACCUCGACACCACCAGUGUUCUGCCAUCAGCACAAACUCAAAUGGAAAAAGAUCAGCUGCUUCCAACAGAAGUGAUAGAGAUUAGAGACAAGGAGGGUCACAAAAAAGGGGAAAAGAAAAAAAAAAGGAAAGGCAAAAAGAAUCGCCAGAGGCACAAAGGGCGUCGCAGACAGAAGCUGCCUGUCCCCAGAACGGGAGCUGCAAGAGAUGUGCAGUAUGAAAGUGAUGAAGAUGAUGAUGCUUUCAGAAUUCCAUCUCAUUUCCCAAUUCCUGUUCCACCCAUAGAAGCUCCUCCUUUGCCAUCUGGAUGUUCCACCUCGGACACCACAGUGAGCUGCAUUAAUGCCAAACUUACACAAAUACCUCCCAUCUCAGAUCCAGACCUAACAAGUUUAGACCUUACAGGAAAUAGCAUCACUACAAUCUCAGAUGAAGCAUUCAAUGGGAUACCUAAUUUGGAAUGGAUUGAUUUGAGCAAAAAUAACAUUACCUCUCCUGGCAUAGGUCCCAAAGCAUUCAAAAUCCUGAAAAAGCUGAAACGUUUGUAUUUGGAUGGAAAUAUGCUGGUACUUAUUCCCUCUGAAUUGCCAUCAACUUUGGAAGAAAUAAAAAUAAAUGAUAACCAACUUCAUGCCAUUGAUGAAGACGGCUUAAAAGAUUUAAAGAACUUGGUCACUCUGGAAUUAGAAGGAAAUAAACUUAGUGAAGCAAAUGUCAGUCCUUUGGCCUUUUAUCCUUUGAAAAGUCUUUCUUAUUUGCGACUGGGAAGAAAUAAAUUUAGAAUUAUCCCACAAGGUCUACCUGCCACUCUUGAGGAGUUAUAUCUUGAACAUAACCAAAUUGAAGAAGUAUCAGAAAUUUGCUUUAACCAUACCAGAAACAUUAACAUCAUUGGGCUAAAGCAUAACAAAUUAGAAGAGCACAGGAUAGCACCUUUGGCUUGGAUAAACCAAGAGAACUUGGAGUCAAUCGAUCUCUCUUAUAAUAAGUUAUAUCAUGUUCCCUCCUAUCUGCCAAAAUCUUUACUCCAUCUGGUACUUAUAGGAAAUCAGAUUGAAAGAAUUCCAGGCUAUGUGUUUGGCCACAUGAGGCCAGGGCUGGAGUAUCUCUACCUGUCCUUUAACAAACUCACCGACGAUGGCAUCGACCCAGUGUCGUUUUUUGGAGCUUACCACUCCCUGAGGGAGCUCUUUUUGGAUCACAAUGAAUUGAAGGCUGUACCAUUUGGGAUUGAUGAAAUGAGAAAACUACGUUUUCUAAGACUGAACAACAAUAAAAUAAGGACAGUGCCCCCAGAACGCAUCUGCAGGACUCAGACCAACCACGAGGAUGAGCAUGACCACAGUGAGGAGGAGAAUGAAGAUUCCCACUUGGAACAUGUUCACCUUGAAAACAACUACAUCAACACAAGGAAGCUUUCCCCACAUUCAUUUUCAUGCAUAAGAUCCUAUUGCAGUGUUGUUCUUAAACCACAGAAGACCAAAUAAACCCCCCAAUUUUGCAUUUCAACCCCCAUCUCUAGAAAUGCUGCUUUAUUUAUUCUCUCUACUCACUGGUUUGCUUAUUUCUGUUUUAAACUCUUCCCACUUCCAUAAAUAUGAUACUCUAUAUUAUAUACUGAAGUAAGGUACCAGUGUGUGUCUUCAUAUUGUUACAUUAUAAAACCAUUAAAUGUAAAAAUUGAAGCUUAAGAUUAUGACAUCUAUUUUUAUUUCUAUUAACACUAUUCUACUUAAACACAACAGGUCAAACUGUGCCCCCAGGUACACCUUCUAUAAGAUCAGAUUUUAGGAUUUAAGAAUAUAACCAAACCUUCAACUUGGUCCUGUCUUUUUUAACUGAAUUUAAAACAUUUUAAGUGGUACCAUCAAUGGUAAAAAUUGUACAUAAAAGAUAAAAGUCCUUGAAUGAUGAACAUUCUAGCAAAGCAGGAAUCAAAUUUGUUAAAACACACACAGGAGUGGAUUUUCAACCUAACAUUCUGCAGUGUUAAGGUCUUUUCCAAGUGAAUUGUUAAGAAAAAAAAAUUAUUUGUUUUAGAUGACCCUAAAAGCUUCCUGUAUUCAAACACAGAUUCUGAUGACAUAGAGGAAUGAGCAAUUAAUAUCUAUCUGGAUGCUUUUUUUUUUAAACAAAGCAUAUUUUAAUUUUUUAAAAUUAUUUUUAAAGUCACAGUAACAGGUUCCAUUCAUUUGCACCAUAGUUAGUUUGUUAGAUUUU
Molecule: messenger RNA, 3000 nt
Organism: Poecile atricapillus (Black-capped chickadee)
Lineage: Eukaryota; Metazoa; Chordata; Aves; Passeriformes; Paridae
Gene: ECM2
Product: extracellular matrix protein 2
Exons: 10
Coding region: 249-2267 (672 amino acids)
Biological process (GO): extracellular matrix organization; positive regulation of cell-substrate adhesion
Cellular component (GO): extracellular matrix
Molecular function (GO): protein binding; heparin binding; collagen V binding
Source: RefSeq, a predicted model, not a curated record